Messenger RNA from Drosophila ananassae, 824 nucleotides. Its product is annotated as arginine/serine-rich coiled-coil protein 2. The record is from RefSeq and is a predicted model, not a curated record. NCBI's taxonomy places the organism in Eukaryota, Metazoa, Arthropoda, Insecta, Diptera, Drosophilidae. Bases 163 to 726 code for a protein of 187 amino acids. The transcript has 2 exons.
UUGGCGCCUAAGUUGCCUAUAAAAUCAGGGGUCGGUGCAGCACAGAAACCAGUCGAGUUGAGUGUCCCAGUGAUACAGCAGCAGUAAGCAGCAGUAAGCAGCACCCCUGAAAAUUGGUGCCAAGUGAAUUUCUUAUCGGGUCAGGUGUAAACUAGUGCAGAAAUGUCGCAGCCAGAUAACGCGGAACGUGAGCCAACUGCGGCAGUCGCAGUGCCCGAGGCCUGCCAAGGUUGUCGCGGCCAGCUCCCACGUGCCACUCCCGUGGAGGUGGAGGACAUGGCCACCCAGCCGCUGGAGAAGCUGAUUCGCAAGGCGCAGAUGGCCCAGAAGAUGCUGAACGACGUCAUGGAGCAGAUCCAGAAACAGCAGCAGCAGCAGGAAUCUCUCCCCACGAAGACCAAGUCCAAGCACCACAGAUCCGGAGGAGGUAAAAGCCGCCGACACAAGGCCUCCAGACACGGUCAUCACUCUAGCUCCUCCUCUUCCAGCUCCGGUUCGGGGAAUAGCGAUUGUGAGCUGAUCGCUGUGGAGCGCCAGAAGGAGUUGACCUCAAGGAGCCGGCGACACAUCCGCGACGAUCGUAAGCGGGACCGAUCCCGGUCCCGAGGACGUUCCCGUGGCCACUCCCGGGGCCGCUCCCAUGGCCGUUCUCGUUCCAGGUCCUACACCGAUUCCCGACGCAGCGGAGCUCUACCCCUGGCUCUGCCCGUAAGGAUUGCCGUGUGAGUAUCCUGGCUUGAUUCAGUAUUGAUUAUUUUUAAGAAUGAACAUAAAUAAAAAGACAAAAAAAAAAGUAAUAAAAUAUGAGAAAUCCAAAUUAAAAA